UUUUGGUAUCUUCAUUAGUUAAUCUGAUAUACUAAUGGCGAGUAGUGAACAAAAGAAAAUGAAGAGCUCUGCAACUGCAAGUCAUGUGAUAAUGGAGAUAGAGGCUAGCAAGCCACAGGGUAAUGGUAUUACGGUAGGAGGGCUCAGCCCCUUGAGUGAGAGCCUGUGGAGGGAGAAGACCGAUAUGGAAUUUGUGGGAGAUGUGUCGGCGAAGGUUACAUGGAAGGAUCUGACAGUGACGGUGACCCUCAGCAACGGAGAGACGCAGAAGGUGUUGGAGAGUCUAACAGGGUAUGCGGAGCCAGGUACCCUCACUGCCCUCAUGGGUCCGUCUGGUUCAGGUAAAUCCACUCUGCUCGAUGCUCUCUCCAGCCGUCUCGCUACCAACGCCUUCCUCUCCGGUACCAUUCUCCUCAAUGGCCGCAAGACCAAGCUCUCCUUUGGAACGGCGGCAUACGUUACUCAGGAUGACAACCUGAUCGGUACUUUGACUGUGAGAGAAACGAUUUCCUACUCUGCUCGCCUUCGUCUCCCCGAUAAGAUGCCUUGGUCGGAUAAGCAAGCUCUGGUCGAGAGCACCAUAAUUGAAAUGGGUCUUCAAGAUUGCGCAGAUACAGUAAUUGGGAACUGGCAUUUGCGAGGGAUCAGUGGUGGAGAGAAGAGAAGGGUCAGUAUUGCUCUUGAGAUCCUGAUGAGACCCAGAUUGCUCUUCCUAGACGAGCCAACCAGCGGACUUGAUAGUGCCUCAGCCUUCUUUGUGACCCAGACACUACGUGGCCUUUCUAGAGAUGGCCGGACUGUAAUAGCAUCAAUUCACCAGCCUAGUAGUGAGGUUUUCGAGCUUUUCGAUCGCCUCUACUUGCUCUCUGGCGGGAAGAGUGUUUAUUUUGGACAGGCUUCAGAGGCAUACGAGUUCUUUGCGCAAGCUGGCUUCCCUUGCCCAGCUCUGAGGAACCCAUCUGAUCAUUUUCUGAGGUGCAUAAACUCAGACUUUGAUAAGGUCAAAGCCACUCUGAAAGGAUCCAUGAAAAUGCGGUUUGAAAGGACUGAUGAUCCUCUGGAGAAGAUGACUACAGCAGAAGCUAUCCGGAAGCUCAUUGAUUUCUAUAACGCUUCUCAGUACAAUUAUUCAGCAAAACAGAGAGUUGAGGAGAUCUCCAAAGUUAAAGGAACUGUGCUAGAUUCAGGAGGGACUCAAGCUAGUUUCUUUAUGCAAGCCUUCACCUUAACAAAGCGCUCGUUUGUCAACAUGUCAAGGGACUUUGGUUAUUACUGGCUGAGGCUUGUGAUCUAUAUCCUAGUGACUCUCUGUAUUGGAUCUAUAUACUUGAACGUGGGGACAGGAUACAAUUCCAUUCUGGCAAGAGGUUCUUGUGCUUCUUUUGUCUUUGGAUUCGUCACUUUCAUGUCCAUUGGAGGAUUCCCUUCAUUUGUUGAGGAUAUGAAGGUUUUCCAGAGAGAAAGGAUGAAUGGACACUAUGGCGUGGCUGCAUUUGUCAUCAGCAACACACUCUCUGCAAUGCCAUUUCUGAUAAUGAUAACCUUUCUCUCAGGAACAAUAUGCUACUUUAUGGUUCACCUCCAUCCAGGGUUCACGCAUUAUCUGUUCUUCGUAUUGUGUUUGUACGCAAGUGUAACAGUGGUUGAGAGCUUGAUGAUGGCCCUAGCAAGUGUUGUCCCUAACUUCCUUAUGGGAAUAAUCACUGGAGCUGGAAUCCAGGGUAUUUUCAUGCUGGUUUCUGGGUACUUCAGGCUCCCAAACGACAUCCCAAAGCCCUUCUGGCGGUACCCCAUGUCUUAUAUCAGUUUCCACUUCUGGGCCCUUCAGGGUCAAUAUCAAAAUGAUCUGAGGGGGUUGUAUUUUGACAACCAAAGCCCAGAUGAACCCAAGAUUCCUGGUGAUUACAUACUGGAAUACAUAUUCCAAAUCGACGUGAACCGAUCAAAAUGGGUAGAUCUCAGUGUACUCCUCAGCAUGAUUGUGAUCUACCGUAUCAUCUUCUUCAUCUUGAUCAAGGUCAAUGAGGACGUGAGUCCUUGGAUCAGAGGUUACAUUGCAAGGAGAAGGCUGCAAUGGAAGAAGCAGCAGCAGGAGGGAAUUAAUCAUAAGACAACAAUAACACCAGAUGAUCCCCGUCGCCUAACCCAAUCGCCUUCCCUAAGGGCCUACGUUGCUAACCAGACAGCAGCAACCAAGGAGCAGAAGAAGAUAGUAGAAUGUUGA
This is a messenger RNA of Telopea speciosissima, 2224 nucleotides long. RefSeq names its product ABC transporter G family member 11. The transcript has 10 exons. Gene Ontology annotation, cellular component: membrane. The coding region runs from base 35 to 2224 and encodes 729 amino acids. Lineage: Eukaryota; Viridiplantae; Streptophyta; Magnoliopsida; Proteales; Proteaceae. Gene Ontology annotation, molecular function: ATP hydrolysis activity; ABC-type transporter activity; ATP binding. The record is from RefSeq and is a predicted model, not a curated record.